Messenger RNA from Rhododendron vialii, 2572 nucleotides. RefSeq lists its product as uncharacterized. The coding region runs from base 52 to 687 and encodes 211 amino acids. Gene Ontology annotation, molecular function: methylmalonate-semialdehyde dehydrogenase (acylating, NAD+) activity; malonate-semialdehyde dehydrogenase (acetylating, [NAD(P)+]) activity. Gene Ontology annotation, biological process: L-valine catabolic process; thymine catabolic process. Gene Ontology annotation, cellular component: mitochondrion. The transcript has 4 exons. The record is from RefSeq and is a predicted model, not a curated record. NCBI's taxonomy places the organism in Eukaryota, Viridiplantae, Streptophyta, Magnoliopsida, Ericales, Ericaceae.
ACGUCCAUUAUUCUUGCUUAUUCUACCAGUCUCUUGUUUGCAAGUUCAACAAUGGAUGAUGAUGGUGAAGACCUCUAUGACUUGCCACAAACCAUGGAAUUUACACAUGAAGAUUUCUCUGAACUGAAUGAUAUAAUAAAUCUCACCGCCACAACUAACAAUGAAGAAAUAUCAGAGAUGUACAAAUCAUUCAACUCUACAACUGAUGUUGGUGGUGACAUAGAAAAUGAAAUGACCAAAGUGGACAAUGUCGAGACUAAUGGGCUAAAAUCAUUGUUAAUCGAGAAUUUUUCAACUCGAGAAGAGCUCCUUGAUAGGGUCCGCAAGGUGGGAUUAAUGGAAGGCUAUGUCACAACAAUCAGGAGAUUGAAAGUAGGUCGUUAUGUUCUUAUUGGUUGUGAUAGAGGUGGGAAAUAUCGAGCUCGUGGCACUAGUAUUUCAUUGGAUGAAAGGAAAAAAAUAUCAGCAUCUCGCCUUAUAGAUUGUCCUUUCCAGAUAAAGGGAAAAAAGAAAGUUGGUGAGAGUUGGAAAGUGGAGAUUAUAAAUGCAUCUCAUAAUCAUGGAUUGUCAAGUGAUAUGUCCGGACAUCCCUAUUGCCGUCGUUUUUCACAAGAAGAUAUGUUAAGCAUAAGACAAAUGACGUUGGCCGGUAUACCACCUCGACAAGUCUUUCUUCAUUGCGGCUGAGUGAUCCCAGUUGUAAAGCAAUAGCAAGGACAGUGUAUAAUGCAAAAAAUGCCAUCACAAAAGAAGUUUUAGUAGGUCGUACAAUGGUUCAAGCAUUAUUUGAUGAAUUGGGUAAAAGGGAUUUUUCUUUCGACGUAGAAUGUGAUGGAGAUGGCCAUUUGACUCAUUUGUUUUUUGCACAUCCUUCUUCAAUUGCACUAACCAAGAGUUAUCCAUAUGUCUUUGCAAUGGAUUGCACAUAUAAGACGAACAAAUAUAAGAUGCCAUUGCUUGAUAUAGUGGGAGUUUCAAGUUUUAAUGGAUCAUUUAUUCUUGUUUCGCCUUCAUGCAAAAAGAGGAAGAAGGAGAUUAUGUGUGGGCAUUGGAAAGAUUCAAAAAACUUUUGGGUCAUGACCAACAACCUUCGGUGAUUUUAUCGGAUAGAGAAUUAGCACUAAUGAAUGCUAUUCAACUUGUUUUCCCAGGUACUGCUCAUGUUUUAUGUGUGUGGCGCAUUGAGAAAAAUGUUUUAUCGAAAUGUAAGUCACAAUUUGAAAGUGGAAAAGAUUGGGAGACUUUUUUAUCUACUUGGACUAAUGUGAUUGAUUCGGUUGAUGAAUAUUCCUUUCAUCAAGCUUGGCAUCUACUUGAAGUUCAAUACAAGGAGAAGGAAUAUGUUAUCAAUUAUCUCAAGAAUACUUGGCUCCCUUUCAAAGAGAGAUUUGUAAAUGCAUGGAUAGGGAAACAUGCAUCCACACUUUGGGCAUCGUGUCACUUCAAGGGUUGAAGGUGCACAUUCAACGCUCAAGAGAUAUUUGACAGUUUCCACAGGUAAUUUCCGCGAGGUGAGGGAAAAAAUUUGUCUUGCAAUUGAAAAUCAAUACAAUGAAAUCAAGACGAAGAUUGCUAGUGAAAAGCUUCGCGUUACCCAUAAAUUUCAGAUUCCUAUGUUAAAGGAACUUGUUAGUCAUGUUUCCUUCUUUGCACUUGGAGAGCUUUUCAAGCAAUGUGAAUUGGCUCGGACAGAUUAUGUCUUGGGUCCUUGUACUGACCAUUUCUCAAGAACCAUGGGUCUACCUUGUGCACACAUGAUGAGAGAUAAGAAAGAUGGAACUUUGCUACUUGAUGAUGUACAUCCACAAUGGAGAAUUGAUAGAUCCUUUACUGAUAUGGAUCGUGGAGUAGACACAAAUGAGAGUGAAAUUGAAAGUCUUCUCAAGAGGUUCCAUGAUAAAUACAAACAAAUGCCUCUUGCUCAAAAAGAAGAUAGCCACAGGCGAAUUGCUGAACUUGUUGAUGAUGAAAUUCCGUUGACUCUUGAACCUAACAUUCAACCCCACAAACGAUGCCCAUUGGGUUCAAAGAAAAGAAAGGGUGAUUCCUCUACCACUCGUCAUCCUUCAGCGUUUGAGAUUGCGGAAAAGACCCGUAAAUGUAGUGUUUGCCACCGUGUUGGACACAAUAGCUGCACCUGCCCACACAAGGAUAAAAGCUCGGACCCUCAUUUUUGUCUUGGCCAACCAAGAUGUCUCUCUAAAUAUGCUAGAAACACCAUCUCAAUAUGAGAUCAAUACGUCAUUGCAGUUAUAAGUGAGGUGGAGAUCAUUAUCGUGUUGGUGCUCAAUUUUUCUGUUUUUUGCAGAGCACAAAUUAGACAAAGACGCAUCCACUUUUUGCGGAGCACAAAUUAGUUGAAUGUGCAGAAUCAGUUUGUGGGGAACUUGUUGAAUGUUUUUGGACUAGUUGAAGAACUAAUAGUCAUGUGGAACUUGCUAAAUUUUUGUGGAAAUGUAUGUAGAACUAAUGAAAUUGCAUGAACUGUAUGUGAUGGAUGAUAAAGCUUUAAUUGGAAUUGUAUGGUUUUAGUAGUGAAGUAUGUUUUUUAAUGAAGUUUUUUGGAUGUUUU